Molecule: messenger RNA, 1349 nt
Organism: Grammomys surdaster
Lineage: Eukaryota; Metazoa; Chordata; Mammalia; Rodentia; Muridae
Gene: Cfap96
Product: chromosome unknown C4orf47 homolog
Exons: 8
Coding region: 254-1204 (316 amino acids)
Cellular component (GO): centrosome
Source: RefSeq, a predicted model, not a curated record
GCGCCAGCUGCAGCUUGCGGAACUGUGCGGCGCGCGCGCCUCUGCAGCCGAGCCCCAGGCUCCAGCCCGGGCACAGGCGCGUGGCCCCGAGCUCUUCAAGCUCUGCAGUGGAGUGAUCCCCGACUGGAGCAGAGUCCAUCUGAUCCUGGUUGUGGGAUUAGGUGCCUUUUGGAGAGUUUUCAGUGUAAAGUAGGAUUUUGCUGCAAAAGAAGAUCUAAGAACCUUUGGGAAGUUACCACCCCAAGAAGCAAUCAUGCCGAUAGAAGGCGGGAAAACAGAUAUGGAGAGGGUUGGCCUCUUCAGUGAAAUGGAAUACAUCACCGUGGGUGACAAAUAUGUGUCUCCAUUUAAUCGACCCUUUAAUGAGGCUGCAAGCAAAAAUAGACAGAUGCUACCAGGGGGAACCAAAGAAAUGUCCAAUCUCCAGGCAGGAUACUUUGAUUCCCAGUUUACAAGGAUUUUUGAGGGGGAAGGCUAUGUGAAUUUGAACCAAGUGAGGAGACGGUAUAUGCUGGCUGAAUCCAAAAAGAACCUAGGCAAAGCCUUCAUCCCUAGUAGUGGAGAGAAAAAGCCAAGUGGAAUGGGAAGCUAUUAUGGAACAAUUGGUGGCCCUGUCCCAUUCUUUAGUGCUCAGAUAAAACCCAGGGACAAGUAUCAGCCACCAGGAAAGAAUUUAUAUACCAACCCAGGAAAAAAGGGAACUGGAUAUGGCUAUGCCAAUGUUACCAUAGGCAGGCAGCUUUCACACUCCUCUGACUUAUACGAUGCAGCAAAACAGAAUUAUAAGAAAGAAAGUGAAGAACACCAUCGACUAAUCAAAGGGUCACCUUUCAAGUUGAAUCUCCACCCAAAGGACUAUUUUGAUACUAAUCCUUAUUUUUUAGAGCAUCCUUUACCUCCAAUUAGGAGAGAAGAAAAGAAGGAAUCUUCUUUAAAGCCCUUUAAGCCCUCCUCUCCUGGUAAAAAGGCUGGUGGAAUGAAAGCAGGAACAUUUGAACCUUACCCAGCACACUCAGCUGACCCUUAUGUGGUUAAGGUAGGAAAGACGAUUUCUUUGAAAGGUGAAAGGAUUUUCCACCCACCCAAUGGACCAAAAAGCAGACCCAUUGAAAGUAUAAUGGCGCUGAAUGUCAAAAGGGCACUGAAUGUGAAGAACUACAAGAAUGCCUCCUCAGCCACGCUGGGAAAGCAGUUAGUUUUCUAGAUCCUCUCGGAAGCUCAGAGAAUACACAAUGUUCUGAAGCAAUGGCUCCAUGGCAGUUAAAGGGAAUGUAAACAUGAGGCUCAACUCUGAUAUCCUACCUGAUCUUAAUGCUGUUUAAUAAAUAAUGUUGGCUAAUGACUUAUGA